Molecule: messenger RNA, 780 nt
Organism: Lodderomyces parapsilosis
Lineage: Eukaryota; Fungi; Ascomycota; Pichiomycetes; Serinales; Debaryomycetaceae
Exons: 1
Coding region: 1-780 (259 amino acids)
Source: RefSeq, a predicted model, not a curated record
AUGACUGAAGAAUCAAUGCUGCUAAAUACAAAACCACAGCCAGAACAACAACCGACAGCGCCAUCAGCACCAUACAUAAAACAAGAGAUCGCGCCAAACACCGACUCAACGAAAUCGUCAACUCAUGAAGAAGAUGAUAUUGACACCAUGCCAUUUGACGAAUUACAACAAUUGUAUCAUACUCUACAAGAUCGAUUCAAAACUGUCUCCUCCGAGCUAUCAAAGACUUAUGAAGAAGAACAAAAUCAACGAAAGACAUUGAGUUACUACCAACGUCGAAACCAAGCCAUAUUGAAUGUAUUGGAGUGUUUUGAAAACACCAGUACAUUAACAACUACCAACAACAACACUACAUCCACACCUCUGGACACAUUUGAUGCAGACAGGAUAAGGCGUAUCGUGGCCAAAGUACCUCGGUUGGCCAAAACGCUAUCUCCAUUGAUGCAACAACACCAACAACAAGAAGCUUCUCCCUCGAAUAUCCCCAUAUCUUCCAAUCUAUUACUCAAUGCGUACUUGAUUGAAAACGUCCCUGAUUUAAUUGACGACGAUUUGACCUCGAUAGAAAUAAACCCGCAAUCAAUUGAAAGUUGGUGUCGACGUAAUCAACACACAAUUGGCACCAGUUUAGUUACUGGUGCAAGUAAACCAGUGACUAUUAAAAUGUUGAAACGAUUGAAUGAGUAUAGUGGCGUUGAAUUUGAUUUGGGAGUUGAUGGGAAAUUGGUCGUGACUCCACAAGCUGCUAGUUCAUCAAGUAAGAAAAGGCGUAGAAAGUGA